Messenger RNA from Ctenopharyngodon idella (grass carp), 2143 nucleotides. Its product is annotated as protein NLRC3-like. The coding region runs from base 1 to 2091 and encodes 696 amino acids. Lineage: Eukaryota; Metazoa; Chordata; Actinopteri; Cypriniformes; Xenocyprididae. The record is from RefSeq and is a predicted model, not a curated record. The transcript has 2 exons.
AUGGCAUCUCUAAAAGAGCACCUCAAGGACUCACUGAAGAAUCUGGUGAAAGAUGAUCUGAGGGAGUUUCAGUGGUCUUUAAAGAAUGAUCAUGCGUAUAUAUCAAAUUCUGAAAUGGCGAACGCAGAUAUCUUAGACACAGUGGAUAAGAUGGUGGCGUGUUUUGGACCAGAAGAAGCUGUGAAGAUCACAGUAGAGAUCCUGAGGAAGAUAAACCAGAAUAAUCUGGCUAAGCAGCUGGAAAACAUUCUAAAGCCAGAGCCUUUAAGAAAGACGGAAAACGACAGCAGUCAAGCUGCUCUUCAUGGUUACACAGAGAUCAGCCUCAGACUAAAGGACAAAUUAAAACAGGACUACAAGAGGAUAUUGGUUGGUAAUUCACAGACGGGUCAUAAGAAAUACCUGAACGAUAUCUACACUGAUUUAUAUGUGGUGGAAAAUGAGACUGGAGGAAGAGUGAAUGAGCAUGAGGUGAUACAGAUCGAAUCAAAUCACAACCGAUUGACUGCCAAGGAGAAGCCAAUCAAGUUUAAUGACAUGUUUAAAGUCCAGUGUGGCACAGGUCGACAAAAUGGAAUAGUGUUGACAGUGGGGAUUGCAGGAGUGGGAAAAACUGUCUCUGUUAAUAAAUUCAUCCUUGACUGGGUUGAGGGAAAAGAAAAUCAGGAUAUAGCCUUCAUUUUCCCUCUGCCGUUCCGUCAGCUAAACCUGACUACAGAGAACUGCAGUCUCAUGGGACUGAUUCACGAAUUCUUCUUUAGUGAACCUAAAGAACUGCCCUCUCUACCUGAAGAUAAUGGUAAGGUCUUGUUCAUUUUUGAUGGGCUGGAUGAAUGUCGCUUCCCUUUGAGCUUUAAAGAUGGUGGCAGAAUUACAGAUGUUCACAAAAAUACAACAGUAAGUAAAAUAGUUACAAGCCUGAUCAAAAGACAUCUGGUUCCCUCUGCUCUCAUCUGGAUCACAUCCAGACCAGCAGCAGCCAGCCUGAUACCCCGAAACCACGUUGAUCAGGUGACUGAAGUGCAAGGAUUUAACGAUGAGCAGAAAGAGCAAUACUUCAACAAAAACAGCAAUUCUAAGAACAUUUCUGAGAACAUCAUCAAUCACAUCAGGAAAUCCAGGAGUCUAUACAUCAUGUGCCAUAUCCCAAUCUUCUGCUGGAUCUCUCUCACUGUUCUUCAGCCUCUACUGGCUCAAGAGAGCAAUGACAAAACACCCACAACUCUCACAGGGAUGUACACAAGCUUCUUAAUUUCUCAGCAGCAAAACAUGGAAGAAAAAUACUGUGAUGAUCCUGAACCUAAAGCCAAUGCAAGGUCUUUUGAUCAGAUUAUUCUGAAGCUUGGGAAACUAGCCUUUCAACAGCUGGAGAAAGGAAACCUGAUUUUCUACAAAGAAGAUCUUCAGGAAUGUGGACUAGAUGUCAAUGAAGGGUUGGUGUACUCUGGGUUAUGCACUCAGAUCUUUCAGAAGGGAACAGUUUCAAAAAGAAACGUUUACAGCUUCGUACAUCUCAGCGUACAGGAAUUCCUUGCUGCUCUCUAUGUGUUUUUUAUUAACAAAGACAAGAAAGCAAACCCAUUUCUUCCAUCCUGGAAAAAAAUGGCACAGAAAAUUUCCAAAAAGCCACUGUUUCAACUUCAUAAGGCUGCAAUCAACAAGGCUUUACAAAGCGAGAAUGGACACCUGGACCUUUUCCUCCGGUUCCUCCUGGGUCUCUCACUGGAGUCCAAUCAGAGUGACCUGAAUGAACUACUUCCAAAACUGAAACUGAAAACAGAGAAUGUUAAAGACACUAUUGACUAUAUCAAAGAAAAAAUAGAGAUGGAGAAAUCAGUGGAAAGAACCAUCAAUCUCUUCCACUGUCUGAGUGAACUGAAAGAUGACUUUGUGGAGGAAAUCCAGAAGAAUCUAAGCUCAGGAAAUCUUUCAGCACAGCAUCUCUCCUCUGCUCAAUGGUCUGGUCUGGUGUUUGUGCUCCAAAUGUCAGAAGAGACUCGAGAGAUGUUUGAACUGCAGAAAUACAGAAGAUCUGAUGAAGCAGUGAUAAGACUGCUGCCAGUGAUCAAAAACAGCAGAAGUGCACUGUAAGAGUCUUCUUUACAUCAAUUUAUAUAACUCAUUAGUUGCUUUAAUUGGGUGU